Messenger RNA from Candidozyma haemuli, 537 nucleotides. RefSeq lists its product as uncharacterized. Bases 1 to 537 code for a protein of 178 amino acids. Lineage: Eukaryota; Fungi; Ascomycota; Pichiomycetes; Serinales; Metschnikowiaceae. The transcript has a single exon. The record is from RefSeq and is a predicted model, not a curated record.
AUGACACAAGAUAAACCUGCUACGCUGCCGUUUUAUAUUGUCAAUUCAGGCGACUGCUACGAACUACAGGAAACUCACGAAUCGACCCUUGAUACAAAAGAGGUCUCUAGCCUGUUGCAAGACACCAAUGCUCCUAAUACACCCUCAGAAUGGAGCUGGACUGCCCAAAUACCCUGGAAAUGGAACGACUUCACGACGUCGACUAUGACCUAUAUGAGGAGAGUAAAGACUGCGGUCAUGGAAAUGAAGGUAUACCACUGGUUGAUUUUGUGGGGAAUCCUCCUAUUCAUUCCAAUGAUGACCUUCUUGGGGUUCUAUAUAAAAGAAUCAACUUCACCAUAUGGCACCCUCUUAUCAUGGAUAACUUAUUUGAUGGGAAUCUUUGUUAUGGCCGGUCUCUGGCUCUACAUCGCCCAAACCACUAACCAAGCAGGUCCAACGCUUGAAGAAUUGGAAGAAGGUCGUGCUGGUUACUCGAUCAAUGGUGGUGACACCAGCCAGGCGCCUGCUAAUUCGGGUAGCUUGGCUUGUGAAUGA